AUGCCCAAGUCAACCAAAUACGAUCCGUUUGUGACAACACUCACGGUUCCCCAGGAAAGAUUUGAGCGCACCUUGGUGUACACUUUGUCUCCUCAAACAGCAACAUUCACGCCACCAGUUUCCUGCUCGGUAGUGCCUCGGUCGAUCAGAUGUACGAGCAGGCCAGAAAAUAUAACUUCAAACGAAAUAUGCUAUGGGGAUAUGAACGUCGGUGAGACGACUACCAGUCUACCAACGGAGUGCUUUCCGGCAAGCUAUGAUAGAAUUUGGAGACCUUGGGGCGGCACUUUCAGCGAUCUACCCAACUUGGCAUAUCCAGGCACUGCUUGCAUAAGCGGCUGGACUUCAGCUUGCAAUACCAACAUUCACUUAGAGAGUGCCCAGUUUGUCUCUCAAACAUGGUGCUGCCCCCCUGAUGGAUGGGCAUGCUUGACGGUCGGCGGAGAUGACGUUCCUUAUCGGGAUUGUGUGAGUUACAUCAGUACACCAACCGAUGUCUGGGUCAACGUAUAUACCACAAGUGGAACCACAGAGGUGAAGGUGGCCACGGCUUGGCGAAAAGUCUUUCUCACCGAUCUUCCCCGUUCUGGCCCGAUCAAGAUCAAGCAUCCCCCAUUCCCACUGUACGGAGACAGUCCAUCUAAUGACAAAGACAAUGGUGAGGGAGGAUUGGCGACAGGAGCCAUUGCUGGGAUCGCAGUCGGAAUCGUUGUCGUUGUCCUCAUUCUGAUAGGGAUCACGAUAUUUGUCUGCUUGCGAAAGAGGAAGGAAAGGCGCCUCGCUCAAAGUCAGGUUACUGCUGUUGAAGUAGAUGCAUACCACAAGGGGCUGGGCUAUGACACUAAGCAGGAGCUUCCUGGUCAUGGCUCGGAAUCACGAGAACUUCAGCCAAUAUCGCCGCCGCCGGUAGAAUUAUCUUCGCAGACAAAACCUUCAGAAGUGGAAGGACAACCUCCUGUAGAGCUGGCAUCAUGA
Molecule: messenger RNA, 975 nt
Organism: Colletotrichum aenigma
Lineage: Eukaryota; Fungi; Ascomycota; Sordariomycetes; Glomerellales; Glomerellaceae
Exons: 2
Coding region: 1-975 (324 amino acids)
Source: RefSeq, a predicted model, not a curated record